GGCGGUAUGCACGUAUAAAUGUGUUUGCGGACCGCCAUAAUACCAACAAAGUAGAAGAAAAAGGUUGGAGUUCGAGAGGCGUGGCUGGAACAGUUUCAAAAUGGCGGACAGAAACAAGGAAGGAGAGAAGAAAAAGAAGGAGAGCAUCUUUGACCUGUCCAAGUACAUCGAUAAACAAAUCCGUGUCAAGUUCCAGGGAGGACGAGAGGCCAGUGGAGUCCUAAAGGGGUUUGACCCCCUUUUGAACCUGGUAUUGGACAGCACCAUCGAGUACUUGCGAGACCCUGACGACCAGUUCAAGCUGACCGAGGACACGCGACAGCUGGGCCUUGUGGUGUGUCGAGGGACCUCAGUGGUGCUCAUCUGUCCUCAGGACGGCAUGGAGGCCAUCCCCAACCCCUUCAUACAACAGCAGGACGGAUAGUCCGCCAGCCUUAUUCCUCUUGAUUAACUCACAGUAGCCCAGUUCCUUGGGUGAAUCUUAAUUGUAUUUCCUUGAUUCCUCAAGUCCUCUCCUUGCUUCCUUCUUUGGACAAGAACAUCCGAGGGGAGGAACCUCAGAUCGUUUGCUCCAAUAUGCUUUGAAAAGGUGUUAAGGUAGGAGGAYGUGAGGAAUCAAGKAAAUAUUAUUUUGAUUCACUACUAUUCUCCCCUGCCCCUUCUACCCGAGGUGCAUUUCACGUUCACUCCCAUCUGCCCCACACACACAGUCCCUAUAAUCAGGAAAAUUAUUUUGUUGUAGUUUGAUUGGUGUCACCAGCCUGAAUGUUGAUGUAGUAGGCAGUAUGAAAUGGUGUGAUAAGCAUGUGUUCUGUUUAGAAAUGAAGAAUAGUGGUUUAAAUGUUAUUUAGUUUGGGGGGGGGGGGGGUUYUYKGAMUAGAUUCUCUGACUAGAUAAGUGAAAACAUAUUUUUGCUCUGAUGGUAAACAUUAAAAAAAAAAACUUUUUACUAUGGUUUUCCCUAAGUCAGGCCAGGUUUGAACGAUAUGGCAUAUUAUGUUUUUACAUUACAAAUGUAAUAAAUUUACUAUUUUCUUUAA
Molecule: messenger RNA, 1040 nt
Organism: Salvelinus sp. IW2-2015
Lineage: Eukaryota; Metazoa; Chordata; Actinopteri; Salmoniformes; Salmonidae
Gene: lsm7
Product: LSM7 homolog, U6 small nuclear RNA and mRNA degradation associated
Biological process (GO): nuclear-transcribed mRNA catabolic process; mRNA splicing, via spliceosome
Cellular component (GO): U12-type spliceosomal complex; U2-type prespliceosome; U6 snRNP
Molecular function (GO): RNA binding
Source: RefSeq, a predicted model, not a curated record